AUGUCAUCCUGCAUAUUCAUAGUCGAUGAGAACCUGGAACCUUUAGUAUCGAAGAAUAUCAAGGCCGUACCGAAUCUUCAAGGAAUCCUGAGGCUGUUCAAGAGCGCUUACAAGACACAAUCAGCACCAGUGAUAUCCGCAGCAAACUUCCAUUUCGUUCAUGUGAAGAGGGAUUCACUUGUUUUCCUGGCAGCCAUUCAUACCUACGAUGCUGGUGCCAAUAUUAUGUCGAUUAGUACCUUUCUGGACCAGUUUCAUUUCCUGCUGAAGAAAUACCUUGGAGUCCAAUCUUUGGAUAGAAACAUGGUUUUGGAUAACGUGCUACUUGUAAUGGAGCUUAUCGAUGAGACUCUUGAUUUUGGAAUUGUUCAGGUCACAGACGCCAGCAUUAUGAAAGAUUACAUCAGAGUUAAAGUCAACUUGCCUGACGAUAAGAUUAUAGAAGGAUUGCCCGAUGACGAUGAUGAUAAUGAUGAUAAUGAUGAUGAGGAUCGUCAGGGCAAGAAUGUUGACAAGAGUAAGAGUGGAGAAGUGUCUGGGAAGCCUAAUCUGUACAGCUUUCUUCAGCAAACGAAACGCAAGACUUUUAGCGGGAAAUCUUCAAUUAGUGGCGGUAGUGCUCAGAAAAGUGAUGAUCAAAAUGAAGAAGUCUACAACAGCUAUAUCGCGAGGACGACAAUUAUGCCAGUGUCUUGGAGGGCAAAAGGGAUCCACUAUGGGAAGAACGAAUUCUUUUUGGAUGUUGUGGAACAAGUCCAAUACCUGAUGGAUUUCGAAUCCAAGAUCAUCAAAAAGAAUCUGAUCCAUGGAAAAAUCUGCUGCAAGUCUUACCUGUCGGGAAUGCCAAAAUUGACAAUUGCGUUGAAUAAACUAUCGCAACAAGAUGACCAGUUUUUAUCUCAUACCAAGUUUCACGAAUGUGUCUCGUUAGAAGCCCUAAACGAGAAAUCGAUUCAAUUCAUACCGCCUGACGGUGAUUUCGUAUUAUGUCAGUACGAACUUAAGCGCCAUGUUCGCGAUCAGCCCAUGCUUAAGCUAGUGUCAUUUAACGUGAAGCCUAAGCUGCAGAAGUUUAAAAUACAAGUCUCGCUGUCGAUUGAAACUCACUUCAAGGCACGUAAUACAACUUCCAAGUUAAGCCUUAAGCUCCCAUUAUCUCGUCUUUUUCAAGAAUAUCAAAUUGAUUUGAGUAAACCAGCAAGAUUCAAGAGUGACUCAGGCAAGGUACUGUUUAAUCUAAGCGAUGACUUUCUGUUGUGGGAAAUAGAUUCUAUGAGAGGGGGGCAUGGAGAGACUCAAUUGUCGAUGACUGCUGAGUUUUCUCUGUUUAAUAAGAAACAAUACGAUGAGGAGCAGCAAGCAUUAAGACAUUCUAUGAACCCGCCUCCAUUAAGGGAAGGUCCUAAAUUGGAGGAAUUGUACGAUCAAGUACACAGAGAAUCAGUAAAAUCAAAUUUAGCUUCGCGAUUGUUGACCAUCAACUUCGAGAUUCCUUACUGUGCAUGCAGUGGGUUGCAGGUCGAGUACUUAAAAAUUGUUGAGGAUCAAUUGCAGUAUCAGUCCUUUCCUUGGGUGAGAUAUAAAACCAUAAGCGACGAAGAAUAUGGAUAUUUUAUCUAA
This is a messenger RNA of Torulaspora globosa, 1620 nucleotides long. It is a transcript of the gene APM2, whose product is annotated as Apm2p. Gene Ontology annotation, molecular function: clathrin-cargo adaptor activity. Lineage: Eukaryota; Fungi; Ascomycota; Saccharomycetes; Saccharomycetales; Saccharomycetaceae. Gene Ontology annotation, biological process: intracellular protein transport; clathrin-dependent endocytosis. The record is from RefSeq and is a predicted model, not a curated record. Gene Ontology annotation, cellular component: cytoplasmic vesicle; AP-2 adaptor complex. The coding region runs from base 1 to 1620 and encodes 539 amino acids. The transcript has a single exon.